AUGAGUGACUUCGGCCACUUUGGCGGCUCCGAGGAGGAGUACGCGACUGUGCGCAAGCACAAUGCUGAGGUGGUGACCGACCCCGACAACUUCGAGAACUGGGAAAACCUCAUCAAAGCCUGCGAGACACUCGAGGGUGGCUUGAACCGCAACUCUAGCCCCCAAGCCCUUGCUACCUUCCGCGAUGCCUACGACAGAUUCCUCCUCAAGUUCCCUCUCCUGUUUGGAUACUGGAAAAAGUAUGCCGACAUGGAGUUCAACAUUGCGGGCCCCGAGUCUGCUGAGAUGGUCUACGAGAGAGGAUGCGCAAGCAUCACUAAUUCUGUCGACUUGUGGACGGAUUACUGCUCCUUCAAGAUGGAGACAACCCAUGACCCACACCUCGUCAGAGAACUGUUUGAGCGCGGCUCGACUGCUGCCGGCCUCGAUUUCCUGGCCCAUCCCUUCUGGGACAAGUACAUAGAGUACGAGGAGCGCCAAGAGGCUCAUGACAGAAUCUAUGCGAUUCACGCGAGGAUCAUCCGCAUCCCGAUGCACCAGUAUGCAAGGUACUACGAGCGAUUCCGAUCGCUGUCACACAGCCGACCCAUGACUGAGGUUGUGCCCGCUGAUGUCUUGGCGCGGUUCAAGUCCGAGGUUGAGGCAGAAGCCGCGGCAUUUGGCGCCCCAAAGCCCGAGCUGGAGGUUGAGCGUGAUAUCCGUGCCAAGAUCGAUGCCAUGUACUACGAGGUGUUCACAGCAACACAGACCGAAGUUUCCAAGCGCUGGACGUACGAGUCUGAGAACAAGCGCCCCUAUUUCCACGUCACCCCACUGGAGCACUCGCAAUUGGCAAACUGGCGCAAGUACUUGGACUUUGAGGAGUCCGAAGGUGACUACUCACGAAUUGUCGCCUUGUACGAGCGAUGUCUCGUCACGUGCGCGUACUACGACGAGUUCUGGUUCCGUUUCGCUCGAUGGAUGUCUGGCCAAGAAGGAAAGGAAGAGGAGGUGCGAAACAUCUACAUGCGCGCCUCAACCAUGUUUGUGCCCAUCAGCAGGCCUGGUAUCCGGAUGCAGUGGGCAUAUUUCGAAGAGAGCUCUGGCAGGGUGCAGGUCGCUCUCGAUAUUCAUGAGGCGAUUCUCCUCAGGUUGCCGGAUUGUGUCGAGGUCAUCGUGUCCUGGGCCAACGUCGAGCGACGCCAGAACGGAAUUGAUGCGGCCAUUCAAGUGUACAAGAACCAGAUUGAUGCUCCCACAGUGGAUAUCUACACCAAGGCCGCCUUGGUUGCGGAGUGGGCCCUCUUGCUCUGGAAAGCAAAGGGCUCUGUGGAAGAGGCCCGUGGCGUCUUCCUCAAGAACGUGCAGUGGUAUGCAGACAGCCGAUUGUUCUGGGACCGAUGGUUCCAGUUUGAGCUGGAACAGCCCACAAGCGUCGAGACAGAGUCGCAACACAAAGAGCGGAUGAAGCAGGUGUUUGACGAGCUCCGAGAGCGAAGUCACCUCUCCCCAGCAGUCAAGAAGGAGCUCACACAAGUAUACCUCACCUAUCUUGUUGAGCGUGGUGACAAGGAUGCCAUGAAGGUAUUCUUGCAAGUCGACCGAGAGAUCUUCGGGUAA
Messenger RNA from Fusarium vanettenii 77-13-4, 1599 nucleotides. RefSeq lists its product as uncharacterized. Bases 1 to 1599 code for a protein of 532 amino acids. The record is from RefSeq and is a predicted model, not a curated record. Gene Ontology annotation, biological process: mRNA 5'-splice site recognition; RNA processing. Gene Ontology annotation, molecular function: protein binding. The transcript has 4 exons. NCBI's taxonomy places the organism in Eukaryota, Fungi, Ascomycota, Sordariomycetes, Hypocreales, Nectriaceae. Gene Ontology annotation, cellular component: U1 snRNP; U2-type prespliceosome; commitment complex.